AUGGCUUCCACGUCAUCAAUUGAAGCAAACCCGCCCACCGAGGUUACCAAUGCUUUCAACUCCCAAGAUUCAACAUACCAGGGACGACUUAGGUGUGCGCUUGGCCAGCAGCAACAGCCUAUUGAUGAAGAUCAUCAUACCGAGGCGACGAACGUCUUCAAAUCCAAGGAUGAAAUCUACCAGAAACGUCUAAACCAGGCCUUGCGCGUCCAAAGCAAUCUCGUUGGUGCCAUUGACCAAGGCCCAUCUAAGCACCACUUGUUGGCGACAACCGAGGAAAGUCAAGUGCUGAUCGCACCUGUCGGUCUCCCGCAGGUGAAUACACAAGCGCCGGCCAGUGAGUGGGUCGAGCUUAGCCAUGAAGGCAGUGAGACAAGCUUCGAACCAAGCAAGGUCCUGGUAUUUGAUCAGACCAUCAACGAUGUGGGCUGUGAUGUUUCCAUUAAGCCACCCGGGCGUAACUUUGCUAUCGCGGCUCGCAUUUAUUUUGAUCCCGCAAGGGACAAAGUGACCAUAGUCAACAAGAGUAAGCCAAAGCUUACUGUUAGCAAGGAUGGAGCCUCCAGCAUCAUUCUUUACGACACUUCAUCAGCAGAGCUCGACUCGGGAACGUGGCUGAUAUUUGCCUCCGAGAAGAGCUUCACCUUUACCACGAAGCUUCUUGUCCUGCCUCGACGAUUCUUCUCAUCUCAUGCGCAGUCUCUAACGCAGGACGAAGGAUCAUCCCAAGCCGGAUUAAAAAAGAGACCAAUCAUGGAAGCAAGCGGAGUCACGGUAGCGAAAAAAACAAAGGGGUUGUUUGCCAUAACCCACGCAUUGCCCUCUUCCGAAAUCGGGAUGGAAAUCGCUGCCAGAUCACACCCUGUGGGGGAUCUCAAAGUCGAGCAAACCGUCCAGCUUCUUGGGCCCAACCCGCGUGAUAACUAUUCUAUCAAGCGCAUAAAUACCCUGUCAGAUCGACGGCCGGCUUCGGUAUGGCAGGCAGCGGUUUCGACCUUCAAAGAGCCCGUUGUUGUCAAAGUCUUGGUUUGCACUGACGACCCUCGGAGAGCCGCAAAUAUGUGGUUGCAAGAAAUCAGGAUUCACUUAAAGGUUGGCUCCGACAAGCACCGAUUCAUUGCCCAGCUGCUUGCGUGGGACGCUCGUUCCCAUACUAUUAUCAUUGAGAACGUCCCAGCGCCAUCCCUCCGGGACAAAUUCUGGCUUGGCCCCGAUAACUUCUUUUCGGGUACUAUAAGUGAUGCCGAGCAAGUCAUGACCAAUAUGGUUGACGCGCUGGUAUGGAUGCAUGGCCGCGAAGUCGCUCACAAAGACAUCAAGCUUGAUAAUAUCCUAUUCAGUCGGGCCCGGGGAGCCGUCUUGCUCGAUUUCGGUCAAAGCAACGAUGAUUUAUCAAAAGAGGACGGGUUGAAAAGAGGUGGAACACCCUGGUAUCUCCCACCCGAGUUUCUUGAAACUUAUUCGCGUUGGCUACCUGGGGAUAUUUGGGCACUGGGAGUGGUGAUGCUGUAUUUGCUUCGCAAGUUGGAUUGCCCCGAGAGCUAUCCUGUUUGGUGGAUCAGCAACAUCGUAGAUGAAGUGGGCGAUGCUGCAGACAAAAUGUCGGAUUGGUUGAACACCGUCGCUGGAAAAAGGAGGUCUCUUGGGAGUGAAUUGAUGGACAGGCUUGUACGCCAAAUGACUGAGGAGGACCCGCGCAAGCGUGUUGUGAUUACCGGGCUUGAAGAGGCUUUAAAGUCCAAACGAAUGUUAUGA
This is a messenger RNA of Pyricularia oryzae 70-15, 1755 nucleotides long. Its product is annotated as serine/threonine protein kinase. The record is from RefSeq and is a predicted model, not a curated record. The transcript is spliced from 2 exons. Lineage: Eukaryota; Fungi; Ascomycota; Sordariomycetes; Magnaporthales; Pyriculariaceae. Gene Ontology annotation, molecular function: protein serine/threonine kinase activity; ATP binding. Gene Ontology annotation, biological process: protein phosphorylation; mitotic DNA damage checkpoint signaling. The coding region runs from base 1 to 1755 and encodes 584 amino acids. Gene Ontology annotation, cellular component: nucleus; cytoplasm.